Molecule: messenger RNA, 2797 nt
Organism: Chilo suppressalis (striped riceborer)
Lineage: Eukaryota; Metazoa; Arthropoda; Insecta; Lepidoptera; Crambidae
Source: the annotation of a GenBank genome assembly
AAGAAAAGGGAUUGACGUUGACGUUUUAAUUAUUUUUUAGGAAAAAAUGGCUGGUGCUCUGGUGAGAGUUAUUCAGAGAACAAAAACAAAUCUGGGCAUUGUAGCGCCCCUUGCCAAUGGCAUCAACAAUGUGCCGGUACGCUACCAGCAGAGCCAGGCGCCCCCGGCCAAGUCUAAGUUUGGCCCGCUGGCAGAUAACGACAGAGUCUUCACAAACUUAUACGGCAGACAUGACUGGCGAUUGAAGGGAGCGAUGGCUCGAGGUGACUGGUACAUGACUAAGGAAAUUCUUCUAAAAGGAACUGACUGGAUUGUUAAUGAGCUCAAAACAUCUGGUCUCCGUGGUCGUGGAGGUGCAGGUUUCCCCACUGGAAUGAAAUGGUCAUUCAUGAACAAGCCUUCUGAUGGCCGCCCAAAAUAUUUAGUAGUAAAUGCUGACGAGGGAGAGCCUGGCACUUGCAAGGACCGUGAAAUUAUGAGACAUGACCCUCACAAACUUGUGGAAGGAUGCCUUAUUGCUGGACGUGCUAUGGGAGCCCAAGCCGCAUACAUUUACAUCAGAGGGGAAUUUUACAAUGAGGCCAGCAAUCUACAAGUUGCUAUUGCAGAGGCAUACCAAGCAGGUUUAAUUGGUAAGAACGCUUGCGGUUCUGGCUACGAUUUUGAUGUUUACGUACAUCGCGGUGCCGGCGCGUACAUUUGCGGUGAGGAGACUGCCCUCAUCGAGUCCAUAGAAGGCAAGCAAGGCAAGCCCCGUCUGAAGCCCCCGUUCCCCGCUGACGUGGGCCUUUUCGGGUGCCCCACUACUGUGAAUAAUGUGGAAACUAUUGCUGUAGCCCCUACCAUCUGCAGACGCAGCGGAAAAUGGUUUGCUUCAUUCGGACGGCCCCGUAACUCUGGCACCAAGUUGUUCAACAUCUCUGGCCAUGUGAAUACACCAUGCACCGUUGAAGAAGAAAUGAGCAUACCGCUUAAGGAACUUAUAGAGAGACACGCAGGCGGUGUUUGUGGAGGAUGGGAUAACUUACUGGCUAUUAUACCAGGGGGUUCAUCCACACCGCUGAUACCUAAAGACGUAUGCGAGACCGUCCUGAUGGAUUUCGACGGGCUUGUUGCCGCUCAGACCUCACUCGGCACCGCCGCCAUCAUCGUGAUGGACAAGUCCACGGACAUAGUGAAGGCGAUCGCUCGCCUCAUCAUGUUCUAUAAGCACGAGUCGUGCGGACAGUGCACGCCUUGCAGGGAGGGAGUGUCGUGGAUGAACAAGAUCAUAUACAGAAUGGUCGACGGAAAUGCUUCGCCAAAAGAGAUAGACAUGUUAUGGGAAAUCUCCAAACAAAUUGAAGGACACACGAUUUGCGCCCUAGGUGAUGGUGCCGCGUGGCCCGUCCAAGGUUUGAUUCGUCACUUCCGGCCUGAAUUGGAGCGACGUAUGGAAGCGUGGGCCUCCGCUAACGGGCCCAGUAAGGCCGAACGAUUAUACUAACGUGCCUAACGGGGAAAACAAGCUUCAUACGAGAACUAAAAACCACACCAGAAACAUUCGUACGAGAACUACCAGGAACAUAAUUCUUCCAGAUACAUACAUAAACCGCCUUAUUACAACACGUACACUAAAGUUAAACCAGUACCCUUAGUACGAGUUUUACAAUUACGAAAAAUAUGAUAGUUUUCGUACUCGUACUAAGGGUAUUGAUUUUAUUAUUUUCGUUUCAAUACAAAUAAACAGUUUUUAAAUUCUAUCAUUAAUUCAUUUGCGUCUUCUUAAAUUUUAAUUGUAUUUGGUUACUUUUCACCAAAAUGGACAUAGAAACGUAAUUUACAAUUACGAAAACUAUGAUUGGUUUCGUGAGCUCAAACUCGUACUAAGGGUACAGAAACAGAAACAUUCAUACGAGAACUACUAGGAACAUAAUUCCUCCAAAUACAUCAACCACCUUAUAACAACACGUAAACUAAAGUUAAACUUAAACUAAAACUGAUGCUGUCACUAUUGUUUGCUAAAAACAAGACGGAGACAACAUUAGGUUUAAACCAAGACUAGAUCUCACCGAACAAACUUAGGCAAGAAAUUUUGGACACAAACACCAGAUAUUGGCCAAAUCCUGAGAGAGCCAUCACUGAAGAAAUCCAAGACUAACUCUACUCCGCGUUUUGGAAUAAGGCGGAUAGAGCUCGUAUUGAAAUGAUUCUCAAAAAUUAAUAAGCGAUCGUUUAUAUAUUUUCCAUAAUCAAGCAUCGUCCCAAUUCAUCGCGAUUAUGUAACUCAUCAAAUACAAUUCUAUGUGUUGAAUUCAUAUUUUUGGAAUCUGUGCUGAAUUGCGAGUAAAGUUCACGCGUAUUUGCUGUAAUCGUUUUUAGACCAGGACGAUGCUUAUUAACCUUUCUCAGAAACGUCUAAUUAUUUUAAUGCUUCAUUAUGUCACGUGUUGUUUCAUUCUAUUGUUAUGAAGUAUUGACUUUAGUCAAACAUAAAAGUUUCUCUAAACUGACUUCAGACAGAUGAACUAAAAAGUUCAUCUGUAAGACAAUCAAUAAAUGGUUACAAAUCUGAUUUUUUUUAUUGGGUGUUUUAUGUAUAUCUCGGAUAAAGGGCCCAUGGCGACAUGCGAAACCUUAGUAACAUCAUUUUGACUUAAUUGAUUUCUUUCUAUACUCCCACGUUCUCGCUUAAUGAGCGUUUUGUUUCCAAUGAAAUUGUUCAAUACACGUGUACAAUAUUCUACGCAGUAUAACGUUAAUUGCUGUCUUGCAAAAAAAAUAUGAUCCAUAGUUCUCAGUAUUGUAAAUCCCGAAA